Molecule: messenger RNA, 4031 nt
Organism: Pezoporus flaviventris
Lineage: Eukaryota; Metazoa; Chordata; Aves; Psittaciformes; Psittacidae
Gene: CDKL5
Product: cyclin dependent kinase like 5
Exons: 18
Coding region: 228-3200 (990 amino acids)
Biological process (GO): protein phosphorylation; regulation of dendrite development; positive regulation of axon extension
Cellular component (GO): dendrite cytoplasm; nucleus
Molecular function (GO): protein kinase activity; ATP binding
Source: RefSeq, a predicted model, not a curated record
GGCGAGUGAGCGGUCGGGCGCCGCCGGGUAUAACGAGAGCGGCGGCAGCGCCGGAACGGAGGAAGACAUCGACAGCCUAGAAAUUAAGAAAGGGUUCUGAGAAGUCUGGUGGAUCAAGGUGGAAUUUUUUUCCCAACAGCCUUUUCAAAAUCGCCUCUUGCAAAACCUUUGGGCGUUCCCCGUUGUGCCAUGUUUUGUGGCUUCCACUGUAGGAGGAGUUUGUCUUGAUGAAGAUUCCUAACAUUGGUAAUGUGAUGAAUAAAUUUGAGAUCCUUGGGGUUGUAGGUGAAGGUGCCUAUGGCGUUGUACUUAAAUGCAGACACAAGGAGACACAUGAAAUUGUGGCUAUCAAGAAAUUCAAAGACAGCGAAGAAAAUGAAGAAGUCAAAGAAACCACUUUACGAGAGCUUAAAAUGCUUCGCACUUUGAAGCAGGAGAACAUAGUGGAGCUGAAGGAAGCCUUCAGAAGAAGAGGAAAAUUAUACUUAGUUUUUGAAUAUGUGGAAAAAAAUAUGCUUGAAUUGCUAGAAGAAAUGCCAAAUGGAGUUCCACCAGAAAAAGUGAAAAGCUAUAUCUACCAGCUAAUUAAAGCAAUUCAUUGGUGCCAUAAGAAUGAUAUUGUUCAUAGAGAUAUCAAGCCAGAGAAUCUCUUAAUAAGCCACAAUGAUGUGCUGAAGUUGUGUGACUUUGGCUUUGCUCGUAAUCUCUCUGAAGGAAGCAAUGCUAACUAUACAGAAUAUGUGGCUACCAGAUGGUACCGCUCACCUGAACUCUUGCUUGGAGCCCCUUAUGGAAAGGCUGUGGAUAUGUGGUCUGUAGGCUGUAUCCUGGGAGAGCUGAGUGAUGGGCAGCCCUUGUUUCCUGGUGAGAGUGAGAUUGACCAACUCUUUACCAUUCAGAAGGUGUUAGGCCCACUGCCAGCCGAGCAGAUGAAGCUCUUCUAUAGCAACCCACGCUUCCAUGGCUUGCGGUUUCCAGCAGUCAAUCAUCCACAGUCUUUAGAGAGAAGAUACUUGGGAAUUUUAAGUGGUGUAAUGCUUGAUCUUAUGAAGAACUUACUGAAGUUAGAUCCAGCAGACAGAUAUUUGACAGAACAGUGUUUGAACCAUCCUUCAUUUCAAACCCAAAGACUUUUGGAUCGCUGUGGGAGCUCACCUUCACGGUCAGCUAAAAGAAAACCGUACCACGCGGACAGCAACACAUUAUCUAACAGAAAUCAAGCCAGCAAAAGUUCUGCUUUGCAGUCACACCACAGAUCAAACAGCAAGGAUAUACAGGCGCUAGGUGCUGGUGGGCCAAGAGAAGAGGGUCUUCCAGCAAAUGAAAGCUUUCUAAAUGGAAGCCUUUCUGGAGCCGCACAUAGUCCAAUGCAUGCAAAAAAAUCAAGCAACACACCUGGAUCUGGCAACAAGGAUCUAGCCAAUAAUAACAUGCCGCAUCUUCUCAGCCCAAAGGAAACAAAGGCAAAAACAGAAUUUGAUUUUAAUGUGGACCCAAAAACUCCUGAUGGUUCAGGCUCAAAAUACCUGAAGUCUAACACCAGAUCUCAGCAGAACCGGCACUCAUUUAUGGAAACUUCUCAAAGCAAAACGGGGACACUGCAACCUGGUGAUAAGCACAGUCGCCACAGCUAUAUUGAUACUAUCCCACAGUCUUCUAAGAGUCCUUCAUAUCGGACAAAGUCAAAGAGCCAUGGGGUUCUGACAGACUCAAAAUCUGUGGGCAACCUCUCUGAGGCCAGAGCCCAAGCUGCAGAACCAAACAGCAGUAGGUAUUUUCCAUCCAGCUGCAUGGACCUGAACUCUCCUACCAGUCCAACUGCUCCUCGACACAGUGAUAACAGAACUAUGCUCAGUCCAUCCGGAAGGAAUAACCGCAGCGAAGGUACCCUGGACACCAGAAGACCACCAACAAGACACUCCAAAACAAUGGAGGAGUUAAAACUGCCAGAUCACAUGGAUGGAAGCCAUUCCCACUCUCUAUCUGCUCCACAUGAAUCUUUUUCCUAUGGUCUAGGUUAUACCAGUCCUUUUUCUUCACAGCAGCGCCCUCAUAGACACUCUAUGUAUGUGAGCCGGGACAGAGUGAGGUCAAAGGGCUCAGAGGGUGGCUUAAGCAUAGGGCAAGGGAUGGCAGCCAGAGCAAACAGCCUGCAACUGUUAUCUCCACAGGUGCAGCAUAAGUCACUCACAAGAUCUGUUGGCUCAUCACGAGAAGACUGUACGGAUGAUACUAAUAGGGGUGGGGCAUAUCAUGAUCCACACUCAGAAGAUGGAGCAUCUACUAAGGAGAAUAGAAUUCUGUAUAAUGACCCUGUUCCGAGAAGAGUUGGCAGCUUUUACAGAGUUCCAUCUCCACGUCCAGAGAGCACAUACAUAGAGAAUAAUGUGUCAAACAGAACCUCUGUGUUACCAGCAGACACCAGCACGGUGGGAAACCACUCAAAGAGACAAACCACCUUUGAUACUUGGAAAAGUCCUGAAAACCUUAACAGUCACUCAGAGCUCAAGGAGAAAGAAAAGCAGGGGUUUUUCAGGGCAAUAAAAAAGAAAAAGAAGAAAUCUCAAACUACAGACUCAACCAACGGGGAGAAUCCAAGCAUCAAGAAAUCCCUCUUUCCUCUUUUUAAUGCAAAGAAUAAUUUAAAACAUAGUUCUUCCUUGAAAAAGCUUCCUGUAGUCACUCUACCCAUGAUGCCUAGCAGUGAUGGUCAGGAUCUCUUGGCAUUACAGAAAGCCAUUCAUACUUCUAAUCACCAGAGCAGCAGGCAGAAAGAUUGGCAUCCUGAGAAGAUGACAGAAAUCCAGCCUCAUACCCAGCCACUAAAAUCUCUUCGAAAGCUCUUACACCUCUCCACUUCAAAUCAUCCUGUCCCUGCUGAGCCUCGCUUCCAGCCCUUACCAAGUCAGCCAGCCAAAGCUGCGUUUUCUGAAGUGCGAAUUCACCCCAUGAGUCAAAGCUCCAGCAGUGGCAGCAGCAAUGUGAGACAAGAGCCUCAGCCGAAAAGCAGGCCAACACUGCAGAUACCAAGUCAGCUGGAACCUACCUGGCACGUCUCCCCAGUAAACAGGGGCGCGAGUGAUGGGCCUCCCUACUCAGAUCAGCUGCCUUCUAAGAGCGGACAGAAUGGGCACACGUAUAACCGAACAAACCGAUCGCGAAUGCCAAAUCUGAAUGAUUUAAAAGAGACAGCCUUGUAAUUGCACUCCAGAAAACAGGCUGGGUCAGGGGGAGAUGAGCGUAGGGGAGUGGUGGUGGUUCUGGUGAUGGUAAGACUGCAUUUCAGCUUUAUAAAGGUGUGCAAUAUGUACAUGUGGAGCUAUGCUGUUCGGCACCACAGUGAGAGUCAGGGAUUAUACAGUGAAACAAGUUGAAUUCUGAAUUACCAGUCAUCAGAAAUGUCGCUGGAUGCCAGGCAGAGUGUGCCGGUCAGGGAGAAAAAUGCAUUUGUGUUUUCUCUCACUUACAUUCCAGCUUUAGUGCACAUCUCUGUCUGAAAGCUGGGAGACUUCUGGUAUGUAUUGGCACUUAUAAGGGUGAAAACAUUCAUGUCUAGACCUAUGCCCUUACUACAUUUUUUGCUGCCUAGUUAAAACAGUGGGGUUUAUGUGAUGAAAGUGUAUCCCUAUUAAGGGUUUAAAGUUAAACUGUAUGUCUUAAAUUUUGUUUUUUAAACUUCCAUAUUUGAUAGGAUUUGUAAUAUUUAUUUAUGAUGACCUAAUAUCGUACUGUUAUAAUCAUAUCUUUUAUGUUAUAAUGUAAAGUUAUUUUGAGCUGUUUGAAACAUUGUGAAGCAGUGCAACAGCUACAGUAGUUUCUAUAAAAAACUAACAGUAACAUUUAUAUAUUGCAUCAGGAGUAUUUUAUUCUAUAUAUAAAUAUAUAUAUAAAUGGAAAAUAACUGUCUGUUUUUUAAAUAUAUUCAUUUAAAAGAAAAGUAUUGUUAUGACACUAUCUGCCAUAUUUUUAUACAUUUGUGAUAUAAAGUGCAGUAUUAUACUUCUAAUAAAAGGAAGUUGAAUGUGGAUAUA